UCACAGUUUAUUUUGCAGGAGGUGGAUAUUACCCUUCCAGAGAACUUAGCAUGGUAUGAUAAAUAUAAAUAUGACAUACCUGUUUUUCAUUUAAAUGGGAAGUUCCUAAUGAAGCAUCAAGUAGACAUUGAAAAGUUUGAGGACCAGCUUAUGAAGCUGGAGUUGCAAAAUGAUGGAAACCAGUGAAGAAAAUGCAGUCGCUCUGUUGUGGGUCUUGAAGGGAUGAUGCAACAUAAAUUGUGUGAAAAAGUAGUAUUCAUUAUCUGGCCUUACAUUUCUUUAGAACACAU
Messenger RNA from Pterocles gutturalis (yellow-throated sandgrouse), 290 nucleotides. Its product is annotated as chromosome unknown open reading frame, human C5orf63. The transcript has a single exon. The annotation marks the transcript as partial. The record is from RefSeq and is a predicted model, not a curated record. NCBI's taxonomy places the organism in Eukaryota, Metazoa, Chordata, Aves, Pterocliformes, Pteroclidae.